Messenger RNA from Ilex paraguariensis (yerba mate), 1148 nucleotides. Lineage: Eukaryota; Viridiplantae; Streptophyta; Magnoliopsida; Aquifoliales; Aquifoliaceae. The record is from the annotation of a GenBank genome assembly.
UGGGUAUUGCAAUCAAGGAGAGGAGAAAAUGUUGGUUUAUGAAUACUUGUCUAACAAAAGCCUUGACACCUAUAUUUUUGGUUAGAACCUUAAAAAACUGACUUUAAUCGGAUUGGUGCAUUUCUUGUUUUUAUAGAAUUUAAUGCCUCUUGACUUCAUGUUGUGAGCAUUGAAGUCGGAGAAGAGACUAAUUUGAUAAAUGAAAAAAAUUACCAGAUGAAACAAGAGGUAAACUGUUAAAUUGGUCAAAGCGCUUUCACAUCUUACGUGGAAUUGCUCGGGGGCUUCUCUAUCUUCAUGAAGAUUCAAGAUUGAGAAUUAUUCACAGAGAUCUCAAAGCAAGUAAUGUGUUACUCGAUAAUGAGCUGAACCCGAAAAUAUCCGAUUUCGGGAUGGCUAGAAUGUUUGGAGACCAAAGUGAAGGAAAUACAAAAAGAGUGGUUGGAACAUAUGGUUAUAUGGCGCCAGAAUAUGCUAUUUAUGGAUUGUUCUCAAUAAAAUCUGAUGUCUUCAGUUUUGGCGUUCUAUUGCUGGAGAUAAUAAGUGGAAAGAAAAAUAGAGGACACCAUAAUCUUAUUGAACUCGCAUGGAGAUUGUGGACCGAAGAGAGGACACUUGAACUGAUUGAUACAUCAGUGGAGGACUCGUGCAUUUUACCUGAGAUAUUUAGAUUCAUCCAUGUGGGUCUCUUGUGUGUGCAACAACUUCCACAUGACCGACCGAACAUGUUAUUGGUGGUUAUGAUGUUGAGUGGUGAGAGUGCACUGCCUCAUCCAAAACAGCCUGGUUUCUUGAUAGAAGUACAUAAUGAAGCUCAUCCCUCAUCAAGCAAGAAUGAAUCAUGUUCAGCCAAUAAAAUGACUGUUACAUUGUUAGAGGCUCGUUAGCAGAUUCCGAUGUUGUUCGUACAUAAUAGACUGAUGCAUACCGUUGAAGGAAUAAUAGUUUGCUAUUUCAGAGUUUGAAAGUUAGUCAUUUGUACAAAACUACCCAAAAAAUCCAUUAACAUCUCUUGUUAUUCCAUGUAAAUGAAGGUUCUUCACUCAACAUAUGCAUUCUUGUGGGGGUGGUUAAAAUAUCAUAUUAGAUGGAUGGGUGAUUGUAGCAAGGUCCAAAGAAUUAGUCAAGUUCAAUACGCUUGGCCAAAU